Vigna angularis (adzuki bean) is the source of this 1332-nucleotide messenger RNA. RefSeq lists its product as uncharacterized. Gene Ontology annotation, cellular component: nucleus. Bases 32 to 841 code for a protein of 269 amino acids. Gene Ontology annotation, biological process: regulation of flower development. The transcript is spliced from 4 exons. Gene Ontology annotation, molecular function: protein binding. The record is from RefSeq and is a predicted model, not a curated record. Lineage: Eukaryota; Viridiplantae; Streptophyta; Magnoliopsida; Fabales; Fabaceae.
ACAAAACACACAUCAAUUCAUUUCCUUCUCUAUGCCCCUCUCUCCCUCUUCCAUGGCCUCAAUCCCACACUUGUAUCCAAACUACACCUUCACUACUCACGAUCUUUCCGACUUCCCUACCCCACACAUCACUGCCAACGCUUCACUCAUGGAGAAUUCCAUGUGGGCUGCUCAAGAUAGCUUCAUUCCUGUGCUUGAUAUCAACAAUGGUGCACUUGAUCAUAUUGUCUCACUGGAUUGUGAUACCAUGGCUUGUGCCAAUUGGAUGCCUUCCUUCUCUGACCAAGUUGGGGGGCUCUCGGACUUGGCCAUUUCAGACUGCAAAAUGGGCUUCUAUGGCGGCUUUCAGAAUUUCAACGCCAGAUAUCAGCCACAUAUUGGGGACUUUGGAGAAGAAUGUUGUGCUUUUCUCGAGGAUGUUAAGCCACCUCCAUAUCCUAAUGCUGCAAGAGAAAACUGGGGACUUCAAGGUAAUCAAAUACAAGCAGUUGAAGAGCCAAACAUAAAGGUGGGAAGGUACUCAGAAGAAGAGAGGAAAGAAAGAAUUCUGCGAUAUUUGAAGAAAAGAAAUCAAAGAAACUUUAACAAAACCAUCAAGUACGCAUGUCGGAAAACCUUAGCUGAUAGGCGAGUCAGAGUUAGGGGAAGGUUUGCAAGAAACAAUGAGCUUUGUGAUGAAGACAUGACAUCAAAAAAACACGAGAAUCAUCAUCACCACAAAGAAGACUUCUACGGUGGUGAUUCAAUCCAGUUCCAGUUAAAGAAUGAUGAGGAAGAUUGGCUGCAAGAGGCUAUGGCAAGUCUAGUUUAUUUAUCUCACUCUUCACCAGAGGAUAUGUAAGAUAGCAUGAAUGAUUAUUCCACAUGGGAAGCUGUUGUUAUAAGCAGAUGUGGGUUGAAAGGAAACUGAGUUGUGGAAGGUGAAUAGGAGGAAAAGGAGAAGAGAGAGUUUAAUUAAUUUGUAAUUGUAUGCUAAUUUGUUUUGUUUAAGGAUUAAUCACGUAGAUGUAAACUCUAAUUGCAUGGGGGUGUAACAAAGCAGAGGAGAUGUAGAUUGUUGAUGUUAAUUUUAUAGGCAUCUUUGUUAAGGAAUUGGAUGGGCCUAGUUUGACUGGAUACUUGGGUUGAUUGAAGGUAUAAUAUUCCAUACAAGGGACUUUAUGUUUGAGAAGACACAAAUAUUCCGAUAAAAAUAGCUUAUGAGUCACUAUCUCUCGAACUGUUUGGAGUCAAUUAUAUCCAUUCAUGUGAUUGUCAUCGUCAUGAUUACUGAAAGCCACUAAUCGCAAAUUCUAGUUCCCAUAUAUUGAUGGACAUUGGCCUCUCUAAAGG